Kogia breviceps (pygmy sperm whale) is the source of this 6808-nucleotide messenger RNA. RefSeq names its product ATPase plasma membrane Ca2+ transporting 4 (gene ATP2B4). Gene Ontology annotation, molecular function: ATP hydrolysis activity; P-type calcium transporter activity; PDZ domain binding. The record is from RefSeq and is a predicted model, not a curated record. NCBI's taxonomy places the organism in Eukaryota, Metazoa, Chordata, Mammalia, Artiodactyla, Physeteridae. Gene Ontology annotation, biological process: calcium ion transmembrane transport; regulation of cytosolic calcium ion concentration. Gene Ontology annotation, cellular component: plasma membrane; intracellular membrane-bounded organelle.
UCCUUCCCUUUGGGAGGGCCGGGGGAGGAGACCCAGCCCACUCCCUGGUCGCGGCUGGAAAGGCAGAAGAGACCAGCCAGCAUCUCCGGCGUGGUUGCCACAUUGGACCGGUGGGUGGUCACCCCCACCCUACCCCUGUGCAUGGAAAGCCUGAGGGAGAUUCCCGCGUGGAGAAGCCUGGAUCUUUGCUAGAGAGAGAUCCCGUUGUCAUCGGUAUCCAGGGAACCCUCCUCUUCCUCCUCCUCCUGCCGCCUCUCUACCACUGCAGUCGCUGGUUGUUGCUAAGGUUGCCUCCAUGGUAACAUGCACAUCCUGUUUACACUUCCAUCUGUGCAAGUUGGUCUAAGCUAGGAACCUACCUACCCUGGACAACCACUUCCAUCACCACCUGGGGACACUAAUCACCGUGACACGUGGUCCGGUUCUACUCAGUUCCCCCAUCCUCUUCCUCCUCCCACUGCCAAGCUUCAUACUCAGAAAAGGAUCUGGGCUACGGGUUGCUACUGUGAAGCUUAUUGCACAAGAUAUAGUCAAUCUAUUUCCCAUCUGGGCUCCCAGUGAAGCAAAAAGUAAGAAGAAGUGAGGCAGAGAGGCAAGAGGCCCUGAUCAGUGGAAGGGAAAGUUCACAUUUUCUCUGGUUGAGGGGCCUGGUAACAGCACGCAAAAUGACGAACCCAACAGAACACGCCUUGCCAGCCAACUCGAUAAUUGAGAGCCAUGAAGGGGAAUUUGGCUGCACAGUAAUGGACCUGAGGAAGCUCAUGGAGCUGCGUUCAACCGAUGCAAUAAACCAGAUCAAUGUCCACUAUGGAGGAGUAAUGAAUCUCUGCAGUAGACUGAAAACCAACCCUGUGGAAGGCCUAUCUGGAAACCCUGCAGAUCUGGAGAAACGUAAACAAGUAUUUGGACAAAACUUGAUUCCCCCCAAAAAGCCCAAGACCUUUUUAGAAUUAGUGUGGGAAGCCCUUCAAGAUGUCACACUCAUCAUCCUGGAGAUCGCAGCCAUCAUCUCCCUGGUCCUGUCCUUCUAUCGCCCCCCUGGGGAAGAAAAUGAACAGUGUGGUCUAGCCGUAACUAGCCCAGAAGAUGAAGGGGAGGCAGAAGCCGGCUGGAUUGAGGGGGCCGCCAUCUUAUUCUCAGUGAUCAUCGUGGUGCUAGUGACUGCCUUCAAUGAUUGGAGCAAAGAGAAGCAAUUCCGGGGGCUGCAGAACCGCAUCGAAAAGGAACAGAAAUUCUCCGUUAUCCGAAAUGGUCACAUCAUUCAGCUCCCUGUGGCUGAGAUCGUGGUGGGGGACAUUGCCCAAAUCAAAUACGGUGACCUGCUGCCUGCAGAUGGAAUCCUGAUCCAAGGCAAUGAUCUCAAGAUUGACGAGAGCUCUCUGACUGGGGAAUCGGACCAUGUCAAAAAGUCCCUGGAGAGAGACCCCAUGUUGCUCUCAGGGACCCAUGUCAUGGAAGGUUCUGGCCGAAUGGUAGUGACUGCUGUGGGUAUCAACUCUCAGACUGGAAUCAUCUUUACCCUCUUGGGGGCCAGUGAGGGGGAAGAGGAAGAGAAGAAGAAGAAAGGUAAAAAACAAGGAGUCCCUGAAAAUCGCAACAAAGCAAAGACUCAGGAUGGAGUGGCCUUGGAAAUCCAGCCACUCAACAGCCAGGAGGGGAUCGACAAUGAGGAAAAGGAGAAAAAGGCAGCCAAGCUGCCCAAAAAGGAGAAGUCGGUGCUGCAGGGCAAGCUGACGCGCUUGGCUGUACAGAUUGGGAAAGCUGGUCUGAUCAUGUCUGCAAUCACAGUUCUCAUCCUGAUUCUGUACUUUGUGAUCGACAACUUUGUGAUACAGCGCAGACCAUGGCUGGCUGAGUGUACUCCCAUCUACAUCCAGUACUUUGUCAAGUUCUUCAUCAUUGGCAUCACUGUGCUGGUGGUGGCUGUGCCAGAGGGUCUGCCACUGGCAGUCACCAUUUCACUGGCUUACUCUGUGAAGAAAAUGAUGAAAGACAAUAACCUGGUACGGCACUUGGAUGCUUGUGAAACAAUGGGCAAUGCCACAGCCAUCUGCUCCGAUAAGACAGGCACAUUGACCAUGAACCGCAUGACUGUGGUGCAGGCUUAUAUCGGAGAAACCCUUUACCAUCAAAUCCCAAGCCCUGAUGUCCUCAUGCCCAAGGUCCUGGACCUCAUUGUCAAUGGUAUUUCUAUCAACAGUGCCUACACCUCCAAGGUUCUGCCUCCAGAGAAGGAGGGCGGCCUGCCACGGCAGGUGGGCAACAAGACCGAGUGCGCCCUGCUGGGCUUCGUCACGGACCUGAAGCAGGAUUACCACGCCGUGCGCAGUGAGGUGCCCGAGGAGAAGCUCUACAAGGUGUACACCUUCAACUCGGUGCGCAAGUCCAUGAGCACCGUCAUCGAGAAGCCCCGCGGUGGCUACCGCAUGUACAGCAAGGGUGCUUCUGAGAUCAUCUUGCGCAAGUGUAAUCGAAUCCUGGACAAGAAAGGGGAAGCAGUGCCAUUCAAGAAUAAGGACCGAGAUGAGAUGGUCCGCACCGUCAUCGAGCCCAUGGCCUGUGAGGGACUCCGGACUAUCUGCAUAGCUUACCGGGAUUUCAAUGAUGGAGAGCCCCCAUGGGACAACGAGAGCGAAAUCCUCACUGAACUGACCUGUAUUGCAGUGGUGGGCAUUGAGGAUCCUGUGCGCCCAGAGGUACCAGAAGCUAUUGCCAAAUGCAAACGAGCUGGCAUUACUGUCAGAAUGGUGACAGGUGACAACAUCAACACAGCCCGGGCCAUCGCCACCAAAUGUGGCAUUGUGACACCUGGGGAUGACUUUCUGUGCUUGGAGGGCAAAGAAUUCAAUCGACUCAUCCGAAACGAGAAGGGCGAGGUAGAGCAAGAAAAGCUGGACAAGAUCUGGCCUAAGCUCCGGGUGCUGGCGCGAUCUUCCCCCACUGACAAGCACACACUGGUGAAAGGCAUCAUCGACAGCACUGUUGGGGAACAGCGGCAGGUGGUGGCUGUCACUGGGGAUGGCACAAAUGAUGGGCCGGCUCUGAAGAAAGCAGAUGUUGGUUUUGCCAUGGGUAUUGCAGGCACGGAUGUGGCAAAGGAGGCCUCUGACAUCAUCCUAACAGAUGACAACUUCACCAGCAUCGUGAAGGCAGUGAUGUGGGGACGAAACGUCUACGAUAGCAUCUCCAAGUUCCUACAGUUCCAGCUCACUGUCAACGUGGUGGCUGUGAUUGUGGCCUUCACUGGAGCCUGUAUCACCCAGGAUUCCCCACUGAAAGCCGUGCAGAUGUUGUGGGUUAAUCUCAUCAUGGACACUUUUGCCUCACUGGCCCUGGCCACAGAGCCUCCUACAGACUCUCUGUUGAAGCGUCGCCCCUAUGGCCGAAAUAAGCCUCUGAUCUCACGCACUAUGAUGAAGAACAUCUUGGGUCACGCCGUCUAUCAGCUCACUGUCAUCUUUUUCCUUGUCUUUGCCGGUGAGAAAUUCUUUGACAUUGAUAGUGGGAGGAGAGCACCUCUGCAUUCACCACCCAGCCAACACUACACCAUUAUUUUCAACACCUUCGUGCUGAUGCAGCUCUUCAAUGAAAUCAACUCCCGCAAGAUCCAUGGAGAGAGGAAUGUCUUUUCGGGCAUCUUCCGCAACCUCAUCUUCUGCUCUGUGGUCUUGGGCACGUUCGUCAGCCAGAUUAUCAUUGUGGAAUUUGGGGGGAAACCCUUCAGCUGUACGAACCUCACCCUGUCCCAGUGGUUCUGGUGUCUCUUCAUCGGUAUUGGAGAAUUGCUGUGGGGCCAGGUCAUCUCCACAAUACCUACCCAAUCCCUGAAGUUCCUGAAGGAGGCUGGGCAUGGCACCACCAAAGAGGAGAUCACCAAGGAUGCUGAGGGGCUGGACGAGAUUGACCAUGCAGAGAUGGAGCUGCGCCGAGGCCAGAUCCUCUGGUUCCGGGGCCUGAACCGUAUCCAGACUCAGAUCGACGUAAUUAACACAUUCCAGACGGGAGCCUCUUUUAAGGGAGUCCUAAAGCGCCAGACCAUGGGUCAACACCUUGAUGUAAAACAUGUUCCUAGCUCAUCCUAUAUCAAAGUGGUCAAAGCAUUCCAUAGUUCCCUCCAUGAAAGCAUUCAGAAACCCAAGAACCAAAACUCCAUCCACAACUUCAUGACCCACCCUGAAUUCGCCAUAGAUGAGGAGGGGCCACGAACACCACUCCUGGAUGAGCAAGAAGAGGAAAAUUUUGAAAAGGUCUCUAAGCCUGGGACUAGGAUGCUCCCAUCCGAUGGUGAGGUCACUCCACAAGCCAACAAAAACAACAAUGCAGUGGAUUGCUGCCAAGUGCAGAUUGUUGCCUGCCACUCAGACAGCCCUCUACACAGCCUGGAGACAUCAGUUUGAACUUCAUUCCCUGACUCCCAUUCCUGCUUUCCCUAUUUCCCUUUUCAUCUACCCCGUCACUAAGGGGAUGAUGGGACUUUUCACUGUCAUGUCAGCUGCUCCCAAGUAUGUGUGAACCCCCACCUGGCCAUGAAGAGGCAAGAGCACAGACCUACGAGGACUUCAGCUGAAACCUGAGUUGGGGUUUGUAGCAGGACCCAGUUAGACCCCAGGCAAGUAAUGAAUGGUAGAUCUACUCCUUGCCUGUAUCAGUUGUCAUUUUUAAAGAAAUGACAAGAAUCCUGUUGGCAUUUACCCCAACCCAAAUUCUCACCAGUAUUCAUACCUGUGUCAUCCAUCUCCUCACUUCUGGAUUUUUACCCUAUGCGUCUGUGCUGUUUACAAGCUCAGUUAAAAGUUCAGAGGGACAAAUAUCCUCAAAUGAGGUGUAUUGAGGUAAGAAUGGAAGGUAUAGAAUCAGCCUAUAGAGUGAUUGUUUUCAAACAAUUUUUGCAUUUUGAAAACUUAUACCUAAAGCCCUGUACCUCUUUCUGCCCUUCCGGUCAAGCCUCCCCAUGGUCUCUUGGUCUUUUGUGACCAUUGUCUUCCUUAGCUUCACUAUUUUUUUUUUUCAAGUUGUGAUGAUUAGAAAAUGGAAAGGACAUAGAUGAGUUAAGUCAACUUUGACCAUUCUCCCUUCUGGCCUCAGUGGAGCCCUUGAUUUAGUUCUAGAGGCAGAUAGGUUUCUUUGCUAACAGGGUCCUUUGGAAGCAAUUGAGAGCUGGUAAAAAUAUAUUCCUGUUGUUGCCAGGUUAUCUACUUCUAAACUGCCAUCUUGUCAGGUGUGUGUGGUUCAAAGUGCCAGGGAGAUCAGCACUGACGUGAAGCUUGCAUAUAUGCGGUUUGUAGUUUUUACCUGAAGCCUGAGCUUUCUUCUGUUCCUAAAGUGGUGGCAAAGGAAUGAAUUAAGAAUGACCUUGCCUCCUAACUGGACUUCGAAAACAGACCAUCAAAGUCAACUCUGUGGAGUCCUCCUCAGGGUGACCACUACUGCUUUCAAAGCCAUCCACCAAGGCUCUUCCAGGGCAGGACCUGACUGUUGGGAGAGUGCGUAUUGAGCAGCCUUGGGAGAGGCCAAAGUGCCAUUCCAGCAGCAUCUGAGCAAACCUUCGUCUCAGAAACCAGAAACCUUGAGCUUAGGUGGCUGGGGACCAGCUUUGACAUGCCCUUUAGUUUUCUAAUUCUAAUCUUUGCUGUGUCCGCUAACAUCAGUCUCUGCAAAGGCCCCAGCCUUUCUCAAAUAUUCGGAUUCUGAAAACAUGUAUCCAAAGUGGGAGGCUUCAUGGAUGCUUUGCCGACUUAAAGAAGCAAAAGACCCACCCUGAAAAGCUCCCCUCCUUCCACCCUGCCUCUUGCACACCCCACUCAAGCCCCCUCCAGAAUGUGCUCAAUGCUUCACAGUUAAGCCCUGUGCCUUCUCUCCCUGAACACUGCCCAAAGCGUCCCUUUCCCACCUGUCUCUCAGGAGCUGGGGACUUGGCUAGGAGAUUUGUUAAGUGUUCCUUAAUGCAACAGGGUGGGGCCGCAUUUGCAGGAUCUCCAUUUCUAUCCCUGCCAUGCUGCUGUAAGCUCUUCUGUGUGGGGGUCAGCUCAUGUCUGCCAAUUCCCGUCUCCCACUGGAUAAAUGAAGCCUACCCCCCUCUUUCUAGAGUGAUGGGAGUACGGAGAGGGGCUUGAGGCUGUUAGGAACUCUGCCAAAUUUCCAUUUGGGAGCCAGGUGACCCGGACCUAUCCUCUCCGGCCUUUUCUUCUGGAUCCCUCCUCUCUCACCCUUUCACCUGAGCUGCCCUAGGAAGGAAGAAUAAAGAAACAGUAUCCCCUGCACAUCCCUAUUACUACAUCAGCUACCAGAUCUGAUUGUGGUUUUGUAAAGGUUACAUGUUUCAGUGAUCUUUUCUCUGUCUUCAAUACCAAUGGAGGAAACAAUAGCUCACCCGAGGCGUUAGGUGUUCACAUAUAUAUUUAUUAAGUACAGUGGAAGAUUUAGUUCUGUCGAGUCUCUUUAUUACCUCAGAUCAGUUUUUAAAACAAUCUUUGGAGGCUAUUUUAUCAUUCCUGCUCCCAAAAGACUCUCAUGGUGCCUGACAGGUUACUCGUGAGGGCUUGUGUCUACUUGUUUAAAGUCAAUGGGGAUUUUGUGUGUAUUCUAGUUUCCAUAGUAGGAGAGAAAAUAUAGAAAUAUUAUGCAAAAAUAUAUAGUUUUCUUUAGCUGAGAAACUGAUAUUUUUUGAGUCAGCCAUAUGUAUUUUGUUUAAAGGAUUUAAAAUAAAGUGCUGUCAUGUAACCCUGUGGAAGGGAGCACAUAACCAGCUGGUAGACAUGGCAGGUGACUUAUAGUAUAUUUGCAAUUGGUUUUAAAACCAAUGCACCGG